Diabrotica balteata is the source of this 2918-nucleotide messenger RNA. NCBI's taxonomy places the organism in Eukaryota, Metazoa, Arthropoda, Insecta, Coleoptera, Chrysomelidae. The record is from the annotation of a GenBank genome assembly.
GAGUUCGAGUAUAAUUCCUGUAGAAAAAACAUAAGUUUUACGUCUUAUUUUGAUAAAAUUAGGAAGUAGUUACUCCUACUGUGAUUCGAAUAACAAAUUUCUAAUAGCAAAUUACAUAUUACAGGGCAGUUUAUAAUCAGCCAAUUAUUCUCAUCCGAGAAGUUAAAAAUCUGUAUUCAAAAAUGAAUUUUUCAAUUUUUCUGUCAACUCUAUUUAUCAUAAUCUCCAUUACUUUUACAAAAGCAGGUGAUUCCAACCCCCCUAUUAAUGUCAAUGGCAAGAAUGAGACUGAUAUUCCAGCUAUAGACAAUAUUACUGAUGGUGGGCGAACAGCAUAUUCAAUACCUAAGCUGCCAUUAGACGUUCAUUGCAAACCAAAUGCAAUGUGUAACAUUAAAAAAAGAAGUAGAAUGGUUGCACUGAUGCAAACGAAUUCAGUUAUUAUCUGGGAUGAAUGUACUAUGACUCAUAAACAUUCACUUGACGCAUUACAUAGACGUAUGCAAGAUUUAAACGGCAAAGACAAACUAUUUGGUGCUUCUGUCUUACCACUAUCUGAUGACUUCCGACAUGCAUUACCGGUUGUUCCUCUCUGUACGGCCACCUUCAAUAGGACCACAACCAACAAUCACAACAAGCAGUACAACCACAACCCCAAAGACAACAACCCAAACUACCACAACUACAGCAAAAACAACUACCACAACCACAACUACAAUAAAACCAGAUACCACAACCCCAAUUACACCAAAACCGACUACCCCAACCACAAGUACUACAACCACAAGUACUACAACCACAACUACUACCACUGCCGCUCCGAAUGUUACAACUACAGCGAGUCCUAUUCCGAAUCCUACUGCAAAGCCUGAGCAUAACAGGAGAUUCGACGGACCCAGUUUUAUUGGAGGAAUAGUCUUAGCGUUGGGUUUGGUUGCCAUAGGAUUUGUAGCUUUUAAAUUUUAUAAAGCUCGUAUUGAAGUUAACUAUCAUACUCUUUAACCCCAUGACAACUUAAACUUUAAUAUUUAAACGUCUUGGUUUGAUGCGCAGGUGCUGAGAAUAGGUUUAAGAACUCUUUUUUUAUUUAAUACAUCGAUAUAAGUUUAAUGAGAUUUCUCUUCUAACACUUGUUACCUGAUAUAUUCGAAUAUUAUUAAUUUCUCCAUUUUAAAUUUAUGGGAGCAAAAGAUCUUGUACUUAAAAUAUUUGAACUUACUACAAUAUAAGAAAGUUGGAGAAAACUCAUCUUUUUAACGAAUAUAGCAUCGAAUCCUGUGAGGAUUGUAAAAUAAUUGUUCCAUAAAUAAUCAGUUUUCAAAGAGUCCCUACAGUAUUAUAAUAAAAAAAAAUGUAUUGGUUUUAUAAACAGUUGACUAAGAAAAUACUCAAUAGCUGACUUAAAAUACUUUUAAUUAUAUGAUUACUGAAUCAGGGAAACAACAAUGAUUUCCUUUAAAUAUUUGCUUAAACUUGAAGUUCGUGUACAUGGAUAUGGCACAUGAAGACUUUUAGAAUCUGGAUACAUAUUCAUAUAUUGGUGACUCACAUGUAUGUAUCGAUCACUGAGGUUUUAAUAAUCUUUAAACCUAAUUUAUCUGUGAGACCGUUCCAGCUUUCGUGGCUUUUAAUAUCUUUAAACAAUGAUUUUCUAUGUUGUUGCUUGAUUGCUACAUAUUCGUCUUUUUUUGUCUUCUAAUAAUUUUCAAGUCUUAUUUUACGAUGACUCAAACUUGAAUUCUUAUUAAUAGGGGCUUCUUGGAGUUCUGAGAUAUUUCAAAUUCUGUACUUGAUGUGAUUAUUUUUCCUAGAUAUCUAUAUCUAAGUUCGUUCUGCUGCGUUAAUUAAGUAUUUUUCUCUAGAAAACGGGCUAUUCAAAGGAACUAAUUUUUUUUGUUUAUCUCAAAGAUAAAAUAAUAUUUAAAAAUAAUUCAUCUAAUAAAGGAGCUGAAUUUUUUUUAAAUUGCAUUUUUUAGGCCUUUUAAUAUGUACUUACCUUACCUUAACUAUGCCUGGACCUGUCAAUUUUCCAUUUAGAUGUUUCCGUUCUCAUACUUUCUAUUAAAAUAUUUAAAAUAAUCAAGAAACAUAUAACAAUUCAGAUAUUUCAAACCUCUGAUAAACGUCCGUUUUUGGACAGUGGCUUUUUUUUAGUCUUCCCUUCCUCCCCCUAUUUUGAGUAAUUUAAAAAUCACUCUAACCAUUUUUUCCGUGGUUAUUCUAUCCCGUUGCCUUUUUAUUUCAGAAUACAGUUAAUUUACAUAAGUUUUACCAGUUGAGGCAUAUCUUACUUUGGGUUUUCUUAGAGAGAUAUCCAGCUAUUUAUUGCUAAGUCCACUAAUCCAUUAUGCGAACACCGGUUUUCUAAUUUAAUAUACAUCAUUUUAUCCGUUUCCUUUAUUUUUUGUACUGUUCAAACAAACAUAUUUACCCUUGUUUUCAUUAUUCCGACAUUUAGUGUGAAAUGCAUUAGAGGGUUAACAAUAAUUAUAUUAAUUAGAAAUGAUGCUUGAACAAACUUAGGUCGAUAAUAUAAGAGAGCUUAAACAAAUUCCAAUUCAAAACAUGCACGAUACUUGACAUUUCAAGAUCAAUAUUGCGUUAAUUAAAUUGUACACUUUUGUAAGAUAUGAAACAUGAGUAAGAUUGUCACGAAUUUUAGAAUAGUAUAGAAAUUAAAAAAAUAAUAAUCAUAAAUUUUGGAAAAGUAUUUCUGUACAUAAAAAUAUUUCUGUACAGCGACAUUGGAAGUUUUGGUUUUAUUAUUGUUCCUAUUAUAAAAAUAUUUCUGCAAAGUCGCAAAGUGUAUUUCAUUUUUUGUUAUUAAAAAAAACUUUGAAUGUUUUGUAUAUAAAAAGAGAAUUGAAUAUUAAUCAUCUGUAUUAUUUGAUCAAAAUUUGUAAUAAAAUGUUCAUUUU